Messenger RNA from Macroventuria anomochaeta, 1528 nucleotides. RefSeq lists its product as uncharacterized. NCBI's taxonomy places the organism in Eukaryota, Fungi, Ascomycota, Dothideomycetes, Pleosporales, Didymellaceae. The transcript has a single exon. Bases 332 to 1423 code for a protein of 363 amino acids. The record is from RefSeq and is a predicted model, not a curated record.
AACCAACCCAUCAUGAGGCUCAUCGCAACUGGCAGCCUGUCGAGGCUUGCAACGGGUUUCAACAUGUCUGAACAGUCUGGCACGUUUCCCAUCUAUAGCCCCAACGGAGGGGUCUCUAUCUCUUAAAACCUCACGAGCUUCCCCGGGUCGAGGUAAACAACAGCUUCGAGCCGACUACGGUAAAUCGAUACCCAAGCAAAAGGCCAGCAGAACCCAAAGAAGAGCAGUGCUUGACACACGGCAACCUGAACUCCAAUUGACAACUCGAUUCGCUGCAUCUCGAACCCAUCUUAGACCACCUCAAGUGUACAUCCAUUGCCCCACAGCCAACAUGCUGUUCGAAGACCUCGCUACCGAACUGGUGAUCCAGGUGUUGUUCUCCUGCAGUUCAGUCAACGACGUCCUCGCGCUGUCAAUAACCUGUCGCCGCUUCCGCAACAUCUCUCUUUCAUCCCAACGCCUCGCCAUCCUCGAGCACGCAGCCGAGGCCCAAUACGGUCCUCUCCUCGACCUCACCCAGCUCCUCAUCCACAACUCCAGCCAGCCAGCACACAUCAUCCGAACCGCCCCCUUCUCUCUCGCCCUACUCAGGCAGAUAGUGCACGCUGGCCGCAUCGCCGCGAAAUGGUGCGACAUUUACCCCUUCAAGAAAUGGAAGCACAACUACGAAUCGCGCCGCCUGCUCACCAGCAGCGAACGCUACCGUCUGCGACGCGCCAUAUAUCGGACCUGGCUGUACUCACGAGCCUUCCACAACGCAUCCCACCCUCGCGAAUCCCGCGUCACACGCCCCGUGAUCCAAAAACGCGCGGCGCUCCUGCACAACUGGACGACGCUCGAAAUCGCCGAAAUCGCAGACAUCAACAUGAUCAUCCGCGACGUCGUGCAGAACAACAUCUGCCCCAGCAACGGCACGAUCGCGCGGAAAUUCAAGAAACGACAUCCGCAUAACGAUCAGUCGCUACUCUUCAAUAUACACCUCAACUACCCGCCCCCCGCGCCGUCGCCCGCGGCUUACAACCCCUUCACCAACCAAACGCCCGCGACAAACCUCUGGACACACUUCAACACCACACCUACAUACACUUCGCGCUACACCUCGCCCGCUUCGAAGUUCGCGCUGCACCAGACCCACAACGUUGGUGCGGAGGGCUGGGGCGACGAUAUAAGCCACUACUACGUGAUUGAGGACUACAUGAAACUGGACCCGGAGCAAGUCUUGUGGCUGAAGGAGAACGCGCCACUCAAGGGGAUGGUGGAGGGGUAUGUGAGGUUGCUUGGAGGGUGGUUUGAGAAUAAUGGGGCGACGCUGGGACAGACGGUAGAUUGGGUGUUGGAUGAGCGAGGGGAGAGUGUUGUGGAGUUUGCUGAGUUGAUUGCCGAGGGACGGUUGGGUGUCGCGGUAGCUGGUGGAGAAGUGUAGGGGUAGUGUGAUGGGGAUGGAGACGGGGACAGAUGGGGAAAGAUGGGCCCAAGGCCGAGAACAACGUGAUAUACAACCGAUACUUCGAUGACCCUGCUGCGCUAU